UUUUUAAUUUUUUUUUAGGCUCUGACUCACAGGAGAAGAUAUUUUAUAGUCGUCGUUUUAGGCUCUUCAUGGACAAGCAUUUAGGGGGUAAACGAGCACCAGUAACUGCUGCACAUUAUCAUAAAUCAACUCGGAUGUUGGUUGUUGCAUUUGCUUCUGGAGAUUUUCUUCUGUUAGAUUUAAAUGAUAAGGGUGCUGUUGUGCACUCACUCAACAUCUCUGAUCAGGUUAAAUUGUGGUCAACUCAGUCUUCCUUCAGCUUUGUGACAUUCUCGGAGCACACGGGUGCAGUGACGGGUCUCACUUUUACACAGAGUGGUCGAGCGAUCCUUUCUUCCUCACAUGAUGGUACUGUGCGAGCAUUUGACUUAAUUCGUUACCGAAACUUCCGACAUGUAACCUCUCCUCGGCCAACAACACAGUUUUCGUGUGUUAGCGUGGACAGCAGCGGAGAGUUGGUAACUGCAGGGGGUCAAGACAGUCAUGACAUUUACCUGUGGUCUUUGCAGUCAGGAAGAUUAUUAGAGGUGCUAAGUGGUCACGAGGGUCCAGUGGUAAGUGUGCAGUUUUCCAGCCAGCCGGGUAGUGGUGCACCCUUGAUGGCAUCAACAGCCUGGGAUGCCACUCUCAAAGUUUGGGAUGCAAUUGACUCUACUACAGCCAAAGAAACUAUUGCACUAUCAUCAGAUGGCCUGUGCGUAUGUAUUCGCCCUGAUGGAAAGCAGCUCGCAGUAGCAACUUUGGAUGGCCAGAUUACAAUGUUCAAUCCGUUAACUGGCCAGCAAGAAGCCAACAUCAUUGGCAGAAAUGACCUGGGAGCAGGAAAGGCUGAUGCUGAUAAAAUAUCUGCAAAGAAGAACCUUCAGUCAAAAUGGAUCAACGUUUAUUAUUUGGAGGAGGACAGAGUCAAGAAUGUCUGUAUAUACAGCAUAGAUGAUGAGCUCCUUAUAAAGAAAUUUGAAAUCACUCAAAAUAGAUCAUUUGAUGCUAUGGAUGAAAUCAUAAAUCGUCGAAAGAUGGCAGAAAACAACAUUAAUCUUGCCCUGGUUGAGGAUAGGGAAGAUGAAAAUGGAAAAAGUAUUCACAUCAAACUUCCAGGAACCAGACAAGGUGAUAUGUCUUGUAGAGCCUUCAGACCGGAGGUUCGUGUCACCUCGCUCACAUUCUCACCAACAGGUCGGAGUUGGGCAGCAAGCAGCAGUGAAGGACUUCUAGUAUAUUCUCUGGACAAUGACUGGCUGUUUGAUCCACUCAGCUUAGACAUCUCCAACACACCUUCAGCUAUUAAACAAAAAUUGAAAGAGAAAGACUACAUGGCAGCUUUGAUGAUGGCUGUGCGUAUCAACAUAAAGUCACUGCAGCAGGAAGUUAUAGAGACAAUACCAGUACAUACAAUCAGUUUGAUUGUUAACAACUUGCCACAGCUGUAUGUAGAAGGGGUUCUGCGUUACUUAUCUGAAGCCGUGGAAAGCACACCCCACAUUGGUCUUUACUCGCAGUGGGCAACAUUACUAGUCACACAUCAUGGUCAAACUCUCAAGAAUAGAGCACCACAGAUUAUGAGCACUCUUAAUGCCCUCCAGAGGGCACUCUCUAUACAUCACACUAAUCUAAGUAAAGUAUGCAGCCAUAAUGAAUAUAUGCUAAGCUACCUCUUGGCUCAGGCAUCGUUAAGGAAGAAAAGACAGGUUGAAGAUGCAGAAAAUGAAAAUGAAAAUAGCAAAAAACUUAGCCAUACUUCAUCUGAUGAAGAAAUGGAUGCAGAGGAUCAGCUGGAAGACAUGUUUUGUGAAGAAGUUGAACCAUAAUAGAAAUAGUGAGAAAACCUUAUAAAAUACCAGUACAGUGGACCCCCGGUUAACGAACUUUUUUCAUUCCAGUAGUAUGUUCAGGUGCCAGUACUGACCGAAUUUUUUCCUAUAAGGAAUAUUGUGAAGUAGAUUAGUCCAUUUCAGACCCCCAAACAUACACGUACAAACGCACUUACAUAAAUACACUUACAUAAUUGGUCACAUUUGGAGGUAAUCGUUAUGCGGGGGUCCACUGUAUAGUCUUGAAAAAAAAAUUCUAAGAUAUAUUUUGUCACUGAGAAUAAGUAGUGCAGCAAAUUUUAAUAGAUUAAAAAAUCCUGCAUUAUGAUUCAUGAAGAAAGUCUUCACCAAAAUACUUGGUCACGAUGAACUUUGCAUCAAAGACUAAAGUAAAAUUUACUUUGAUACGUACUUCUUUGAUGCUCAGGAUUUUUUCUGCUUAAUGAACAGAGUGUCAAACAUCAGUGAAAAUUAUGGCCUGUGGUCUGGCAAUAUUUGUUUACCGGUUAAUAUUUUUUUGUAUUAUGAGUCUGGGUUAUCAAAGUGCUUACUCCUGUCUGUCUUGUUCCAGUGAAGCUCAACAUUUUCACCAUAUACAGGGAAGAGACUUCAUUAUACUUUAAUAUUGCAUUUUAAGAUCAAUUUUCAGAUUUUUUUUUUCAACGAACCAGCUGCAUCCCACUGAGGCAGGGUGCCCUAAAAAGAAAAAUGAAAGUUUUUCUCUUAGAAUUUCCUAAUUUUUACAGGAGAAGGGGCUACUAGCCCCUUGCUCCCAGCAUAGAUAUAUAUGUAUAACUCUAGUAUUUUUUUAUUUAUAUAUGUCAGCUGUAAAAGUUAUUUGUGUAUAUUGAAGGCGCUGUAUAUGUUUGUAACAUGUAUGUAACUUGUUUCUAAAAUGAUGUUCUUUACAUUAUUAAUUAUUUUAAAUAUUUUUGCUAAUCGAGAUAACCUUGAUGAUUUGUUGAUCUUGCACAAUACUAUUAAGUAUUAAACAUAUAA
Cherax quadricarinatus is the source of this 2810-nucleotide messenger RNA. The record is from RefSeq and is a predicted model, not a curated record. NCBI's taxonomy places the organism in Eukaryota, Metazoa, Arthropoda, Malacostraca, Decapoda, Parastacidae.